Molecule: messenger RNA, 480 nt
Organism: Cajanus cajan (pigeon pea)
Lineage: Eukaryota; Viridiplantae; Streptophyta; Magnoliopsida; Fabales; Fabaceae
Source: RefSeq, a predicted model, not a curated record
AUGAUUGUUCAAAGCAUUGGUGAAAUUAUUGAGGUUGAUCCAUCGACAUCCAUUUCAACCAUCAUAGCCCACAUCAAGUCCACCAUGGGUUAUACAAUUAGUUACAGAAAGAGAUGGUUGUCCAAGCAACAUGCCAUUGAGAAUAUCUUUGGAAACAGGGAGGAGUCGUACAACAAGUUACCAGGUAUGUUGCAAGCAAUGCAAAUGUAUGUUCCAGGUUUUAUUUGGAAAUUAAAUACGCAACCAGCUUACCAAGGUGGCAUAUUGGACGCGGGGAGUGUUAUAUUCAAAAGGUUAUUUUGGACCUUUAAACCAUGCAUUGAUGGUUUUGCCUUCUGCAAACCAAUUGUACAAGUGGAUGGUACCUUUUUAUACGAGAGAUACAAAGGUACGCUAUUGAUCGCAGUUGCGCAAGAUGGUCGCAACAACGUAAUUCCUAUUGCAUUUGCUGUUGUUGAAGGUGAAACUAGCGAUGCAUGA